GUUCGCCGGAGUCCAGAGACGCCGCGGCAAGGGGGAAGGCAGCGUCGGUGGCCUCUCCUCGUUCCCCUCUCGCUGCUAGCGGGGGAUCUGCCCGGCGCGGCGACGGGGCCGCGGCCCCCGGGGCAGGUGCGUCCCCUCGCGGUCUCCGGCCGCGCGACGCCGCGCAGUGGGGCGCGGAGCCCCGUGCCCGCCUCGGACGUCCGCUCACCUGCUGCUGCCGCCGACCGAGGAUGCAGGGUGCCCCGUCCCGGCGGCCGGCUCUGCGGGAGCUGCCCCAGCGCUGCUGCCCGCAGCCCACCAUGACCGGGCCGAGGCUGGCCCUCGCCGCCGCGCUCCUCUGCAGCUGCACCUCGCCGGUGGCCGACGCCAACUCCUGGUGGUCUUUGGCCAUGAACCCCAUCCAGAGACCCGAGAUGUACAUCAUCGGCGCUCAGCCGGUGUGCAGCCAGCUGCCGGGGCUCUCCCCCGGGCAGCGCAAGCUCUGCCAGCUCUACCAGGAGCACAUGGUGUUCAUCGGGGAGGGGGCUCGCAGUGCCAUCAAGGAGUGCCAGUACCAGUUUCGGCAGCGGCGGUGGAACUGCAGCACGGUGGACAACACCUCUGUCUUUGGGCGCGUCAUGAAAAUAGGGAGCCGAGAGACUGCUUUCACCUAUGCCGUCAGCGCUGCCGGGGUGGUGAACGCCAUCAGCCGUGCUUGCCGGGAGGGAGAACUCUCCAGCUGUGGCUGCAGCCGGACAGCCCGGCCCAAGGACUUGCCCCGAGACUGGCUGUGGGGUGGCUGUGGCGAUAACGUGGAGUAUGGAUAUCGUUUUGCCAAGGAGUUUGUGGAUGCCAAGGAGAGGGAGAAGAACUACGUGAGAGGUUCAGAGGAGCAGGCUCGCAUGCUGAUGAACUUGCAGAACAACGAGGCUGGCCGCAGGGCCGUGUACAAGCUGGCAGACGUGGCCUGCAAGUGCCACGGCGUGUCGGGCUCCUGCAGCCUCAAGACCUGCUGGCUGCAGCUGGCCGACUUCCGCAAGGUGGGCGACCUGCUGAAGGAGAAGUACGACAGCGCCGCUGCCAUGAGGAUCAGCCGCAAGGGCAAGCUGGAGCUGGUCAACAACCGCUUCAACAUGCCCACACAGGAGGACCUGGUCUACGUUGACCCCAGCCCGGACUAUUGCCUGCGUAACGAGACCACCGGCUCUCUGGGCACCCAGGGUCGACUGUGCAACAAGACCUCGGAGGGCAUGGAUGGGUGUGAGCUGAUGUGCUGCGGACGGGGUUACGACCAGUUCAAGAGCGUGCAGGUGGAGCGGUGCCACUGCAAGUUCCACUGGUGCUGCUACGUCAAGUGUAAAAAGUGCACAGAGAUCGUCGACCAGUACGUCUGUAAAUGAAAGGAGCCUCCAAAGCAACAAAUCUAUAUUAUAUAAAUCUCUAUAAAUAUAUUUUAUAUUUGUAUAAAUAAACAGAUGAUGAUAAUAAUUAAAGAAGCUUAUUUAAGA
Pogoniulus pusillus (Red-fronted tinkerbird) is the source of this 1487-nucleotide messenger RNA. It is a transcript of the gene WNT5B, whose product is annotated as Wnt family member 5B. Bases 231 to 1379 code for a protein of 382 amino acids. Gene Ontology annotation, cellular component: extracellular region. Gene Ontology annotation, molecular function: cytokine activity; frizzled binding. The record is from RefSeq and is a predicted model, not a curated record. Gene Ontology annotation, biological process: cell fate commitment; multicellular organism development; neuron differentiation. NCBI's taxonomy places the organism in Eukaryota, Metazoa, Chordata, Aves, Piciformes, Lybiidae. The transcript is spliced from 5 exons.